UAUUGCUUUGAGAUAUUUUGCAUUUGAAAUAUAAAUAAAAUUAGUAAAGCAACGUUUUUAUUUUUGUUUGUUUAAUUGCUAAUGUCCAGAAACAAUAAAAAUCGUUCCGCUAAAAAGCAGAAACGUAAAGAAAGACGUACAAAUAAAAGGACAUUAAGAAAAAUGGAACGUGCGGUGAGUUCUUCCAACAAUGCCUCCAAUGCAGGUGGCAGUAACGUGGUUGCUGGUGAUUCCCAACAGUCUGGAUCAAAUAAUGGCCUCAUGUCUGACAUAAAAAGAAAACGUUUAGCUAGAAAGCAGAGACUUAAAAAUCGACGAGAAUUUCACGCAUCUAUAAAGGAAAUGAUUCGUGCUGCCAAGCGUACGAAGCGUUCGAACCGAUCAAACGUCUCCAGUCCAGUUGAAAGUAAUGUGAUUGCUGCUGAUUCUCAACAGUCUGAGGUGAAUAAUGUAAGUUAAUAAACAUAUGUGUUAUAUGCUUGUUUAAUAUGCCCAGUUU
Lucilia cuprina (Australian sheep blowfly) is the source of this 499-nucleotide messenger RNA. RefSeq lists its product as uncharacterized. The coding region runs from base 82 to 459 and encodes 125 amino acids. NCBI's taxonomy places the organism in Eukaryota, Metazoa, Arthropoda, Insecta, Diptera, Calliphoridae. The record is from RefSeq and is a predicted model, not a curated record. The transcript is spliced from 2 exons.